AUGGCUGAGGUGAACAAGGUGUCUACGCACGACAGGAAAUCCAUCCCGCCGUUUGACGGUGCCGACUUCGAGAUGUGGCUUGAACGGGUCAAACUCAAGCUACAACGCAAGCAUCUGUGGCAGUAUUGCAUCUCGGAUGUUACUGAGCCUGAGGAGAGCAAACAGAGUGAUCAUGAGGACUGGAUUACUAAGACGGCUCGGACUAAGGAGAUUCUUCAAGUACGAGCGGACUUCGUAUCGUGUAAUGGAGCGUCUGAAGCGGCGAUUCAUGGGGAAGAGCUACCUGAAAUUCGCUGA
Molecule: messenger RNA, 297 nt
Organism: Phytophthora infestans T30-4
Lineage: Eukaryota; Oomycota; Peronosporomycetes; Peronosporales; Peronosporaceae
Exons: 2
Coding region: 1-297 (98 amino acids)
Source: RefSeq, a predicted model, not a curated record